Cryptomeria japonica (Japanese cedar) is the source of this 321-nucleotide messenger RNA. Its product is annotated as zinc finger A20 and AN1 domain-containing stress-associated protein 3-like. Gene Ontology annotation, molecular function: zinc ion binding. The record is from RefSeq and is a predicted model, not a curated record. The transcript has a single exon. Lineage: Eukaryota; Viridiplantae; Streptophyta; Pinopsida; Cupressales; Cupressaceae. The coding region runs from base 1 to 321 and encodes 106 amino acids.
AUGGAGAAACAAUCGUUAGCUGAAAAGGCGGCAAAGAAAGCGAAGGGGAAAGAAGAGAGCGAAGCAGCAGGUAAAAAAGCAGAAGAAAGUGAGAAAGAAGAAGGAAAAAUGGAGAAAGAGGUAACAGAGUGCAGAUGUUUCAACUGCAAUAAGCGUUGCAGACUGGGUGUGAAUUUUAAGUGUAGAUGUAAUCAUGUAUUUUGUAGCAAGCACAGAUAUCCAGAAGAACAUAAUUGUUCUUUUGAUCACAAGAGAUUUGGGCGUCAGAGUCUUGCAAAAAAUAAUCCCCUAAUCAAGGGUUCCAAGAUUGACAAACUAUAA